GUUGGCUGAGAGGGAAAGAGGUGGGGCACAUUGCUAAGCUGAUGCUUUAAACAAACUUUUGUACCGUAAGAACAACUGCUUCCCUCCCUCUCAACCGUGGAACUUGACAAAGGGCUUGUGGGCUCCUAAUUUGAUCACCUGAAGCCAAGGUCCCACCAAACAGCAUCAUGUCUAGCAAACGCGCCAAAGGAAAGACCACCAAGAAGAGGCCCCAGAGGGCCACUUCCAAUGUCUUCGCCAUGUUCGAUCAGUCGCAGAUCCAGGAGUUCAAAGAGGCCUUCAACAUGAUCGACCAGAACCGCGACGGCUUCAUCGACAAGGAGGAUCUGCACGACAUGCUGGCCUCACUGGGUAAGAACCCAUCGGACGAGUACUUGGAGGGAAUGAUGAGUGAGGCUCCUGGCCCCAUCAACUUCACAAUGUUCCUCACCAUGUUUGGAGAACGCCUGAACGGCACAGACCCAGAGGACGUCAUCAGAAAUGCGUUUGCGUGUUUCGACGAGGAAGGAUCUGGUGUCAUCCACGAGGACCACCUGCGGGAGCUGCUGACCACCAUGGGAGACCGCUUCACAGAUGAGGACGUGGACGAGCUCUUCAGGGAAGCACCUAUUGACAAGAAGGGCAACUUCAACUAUGCCGAGUUCACCCGCAUUCUCAAGCACGGAGCCAAAGACAAGGACGAUGAAUAACUUCCCAAUCUGACAGUCCUCCACUACAAUCAUACAGUGCAUCAAUGGGCUGAUGUCUCACCCCUCCAAUUCAUAUAACAUAUUGCACUUGUAAUUGGCAUGACAUUCAUUUUAUAAAUGCAUAGGUGCCUGAUACCAUCAGGUCUAUGCACCACCAUGGCCAUAUCCUUGGAACAUUCCGGGCAUGUUUUUUUUUAAUGUACAAUAAAAAGCAUGAACAUGUGUUAAGAGUUGCAUUUCAUAUAGCAGACAUUUGACAUUGGUUUUGGAGCUCCCAGAGAUGUAAUACUUUGUAAGGAAUGUCAGGAUAGUUGUUUUUAUGCCUGUGUCGGUAUCUCUUACAAGACUGGAGUGGGAAAGGACCUCUGCACCUGUUGAAAUGAAGAGGGUAAAUCACAUGUAGGAUUCAUUAUGGGCAUAAAGCAAAAGCACAUUUUUCCAAAUGACCCAGUGGAGUUGAAGGCAUUUUAGUACUCCCAUACCCUGGUGGAAAUUAUUCUUUAUUUCUCAAUAGUACUAAUCAAGUUGCUUCGAAGCAAUUAAGUUGUAGUUGGCCAUUUAGUUAUAUUAAGUGUUCACCAUAGAAGUGCCUAAGGAAAUACAAAUCCUGAAUCCACCCCUAAAUGUAAUGGCUUCUUGCUUGGCCCAUGCUCCAACCCUCCACCAAGUUAAGAGUAUUCCUCCUUGGUGGAGGUGAAAAAUGGAUUGGAUGACAUUUCUUUCCUAUGUUGUAAUUGUUUCAAUGACCAAUAUCCAGAGCAGCUUCAACAUGAAUACUUAAUUUUGAAAUAAAAAAAAGGAUCGCACGAAA
Molecule: messenger RNA, 1500 nt
Organism: Clupea harengus (Atlantic herring)
Lineage: Eukaryota; Metazoa; Chordata; Actinopteri; Clupeiformes; Clupeidae
Gene: myl9b
Product: myosin, light chain 9b, regulatory
Molecular function (GO): calcium ion binding
Source: RefSeq, a predicted model, not a curated record